ACCGUAACUAAAUCAAAUUGGCAAUUUCAUAUUCUGCUGAUUCUAUGUGCUCAUUUUCAAUGCAAACUUAUCUUUGAGAUUUUGACUGACGUCAUAUUUAGUGUUUUCUAGCCUUCAGGGAAAGCUUUUAAAGAUGACGAUCUAUAACCUGUACAUAUUUGAUCGGUUUGGGACCUGUUUAUUUUACCAGGAAUGGAACAGAUCCAAGCAGUCGGGAAUGUCAAAAGAUGAGGAGUAUAAGCUGAUGUAUGGUCUAAUAUUUUCUAUCAAGUCCUUUAUCAGCAGAAUAUCACCGAUGGAUUUCAAAGAUGGCUUUCUAAACUACUGUACUAACAGCUACAAGCUUCACUUCUUCGAGACGCCGAGCGGGCUCAAGUUCAUUCUCAACUCAAGCCUGAAUGUUGGACCUAUGAGAGAAAUCCUCCAACAUUUAUAUAGUGCAAUCUAUGUAGACCUGAUCGUUAGGAAUCCAUUAUGCCCACUCAACAAACCCAUUGAGAGCAUGCUAUUCAAGACCAAGCUGGAUGCGUAUAUACGAGGCUUGCCCGCGUUCACUGCGGACAUUGAAUGAACUCCGACCGCUGAAGGAGGUCAGUCGCCUUGUGAACUGUUAUCUGAAGAGCGUUUCAUCAACAUUUGUCAUCUGACAGACAAGUUGUUAGAUCUGACAACUUUCCUUUAUUUUGACUGGCUGACUGAGAAGCACUGCUACUAUGGUAAUUGUAGGAUGAAUCAAGACUUGUCACGAAAAAACUUCCGACAAGUUCUUUCCUGAAACCCUUUUUAAGAUGUAGACUCAACAUUCCAAAUGUACAUCGUACCAGGACGAUCUAUCAUGAAGACUGUUGAAGAGGUGGACUCAGGAUUGUGGCUCACAUUCACUUGGUCUACAACCAGUUGGUCUACUCCUAAGAUAAUCUUAUUUCUCAUGGGCUAAACCCACUUGGUCUACUAUCAAAUUGAUCUUAUUGCUGUUUGGUUUAAUAUCCACUUACCGUAGUCUUAUUCCCUCAUCUGACCAUUUAUGAACUAAGUAAUUUUAGAAGAAGUGAACAAUAUACAAAUUGGGUAUAGCCUUACUGGAAAUUGGAAUAGGCAAAAUGGCAAAUUUUAGAUAAAAUGGUUAAUUGAUGAACUGGUUGUAGACGAACUAGGAUUAGACCAAGUAGGAUGGGAUCAAAUGGAAUGUAGACGAGGCGGAUGAAGACCAAUCGGCAAUUUACCUUGUCAGAUCGGGAUGUAGACUCAACAUUCCAAGUGUAUAUUGGACCAGUACCAGGGAAGUCAGUCAUGUUAGACUACUUAAGGGGUGGUCAGCUUAGCUACCAUGGAGCCAUUCCCUUGCAAUUUCAAUUACAUUUAAUAGCUACUGAAAUCCAGAGGAAAUUUUCAUUAAGCGAUAUGUCAGGGAUUUCACCAACACUGUUAAAAGCUACUGAAAUCCAGGGGCCCGUUUAAUAAAGAGUUACAACUGUUGUAACUCUGCCAUUAUGGCAACUACCAUGGCAACAGGGCUCAGCAGCCAAUCAAAAUCAAGGUUACCAAGGUAGUUGCCAUAAUGGCAAAGUUACAACAGUUGUAAGUCUUAAUGAAACUGGCCCAGGAGAACUUUUCAUGAGAGUUAUUUUUUCAUUAUUUAAUCUAAAUGAUAAGUUAGCGAAUUCAAGGGAAUUUUAAAACAAAUAAAUGUUAUCAAAAAAAUAUAUUAAAAGGACAUUAAUCACUAAACUCCUUAAAUGGGUAACAAAAUACAGAAUGAUUGAAGAAAAUGAAUAUAUUUAUAGAUACAAUUAAUCAUAUCAUGGAAUAUUGAAUUUCUUGAGUACAUGUACAUGGUUUUACCAUAUAUGGUGGUAAACCUAUGAUUGAUAUCACCUGUAAAAUCAAUUGUAUCUUUUUUGUUUAACGAGAGAGUACAGAUGGGAUAUUUCAUUCAUUAUUUUAAAUUCAGGUAUAUUUACGGUUAAACUUCUGAAAGGAAAUAAAAGUAUUUAGAAAGACUAAGAUUAAUUUUUCGUUUCUUUCUAAAUCAAGGAAUUCUUUGUGCUUGUAUUUGAACGACCUCAUUUCGCAGCUUCCUUUAAAUAUGAAGAAAUAAAAGUGCAAUUUUUUUUUUUUUUACAAUCUUUUUAGGCAGGUUUAUAGCUCACUGCAUACCUAACAAUUAAUCUGCAAGCUAAUUAGGGAAUAUAAUUUAUUAUACUUGUUGCAAUGCAGAUUGGAGAAGACCAACAUGAAAUUCUUGUUACAUAUUUUUAAAGCAUUUUUAUAUUGUAAUAAUCAUAAAUACAUUUACAUGUACAUAUAUUGUGCUAUUGUGGUUAGAAAUCUUCUCUCCCACUUUACUAAAGACAGUUCAGGGGCAAGUUCCAGAAAGGGUUGCAUUAAUAUGCAAUUCAAGAAAUCAAGCGCAGGUCCUCAAUAUGCAUGUUUCAUUGGUUGAAAUCAAGUUGCGAUUUAUUUAUUUUUAGUUGGGUUUGACCGCGUCUCUUUCUGCAACAGGCCUCAGGUAACACAAAGGUUUGCAAUUAAUCGUAAUGCUUGAUUUUCAAGAUUAAAGUGAUUGGUUAACAUUGGUUUGACUUUUAAAAAAUCUGAGCUAGAAGGUCACACUUGUCACCUGUGUCUGUAAUAUGUUACAAAAUUGAAGCCCAGAAAAAAUUGCGUUCGAAAAUAAUUUAGUGCUUCAAAAAUUUAAAUAUAAAGUGACCGAAAACACCAUCUUAAUUUCAUCCCAUACACUUAUGUGUACUAUUUAGGCGUCUAUAAGACGCCUAUUUACAAAAUCGGGGUUUGCCUUGUAGUUUUAGCUUUUCAUUCUCAAUAAUGGUUGUUUUCAGGGUUUAUUAGUUCUAAUACAUGCACUUGUACACAUGUUUCAUCUUGGUUUGAGAAUUUUUUUAAUCGGCUGCUCACAAAGUUAAACAAUACCUUUAAUUGUACAUUGUAGUCAAUGCAAUCAAUGUAGAAAAAUGUUCUACAUCAUUGCUAAGCUUUGUGUUACAGGCCCCAAAGUGAUUUCUCCCAAUUUAUUUUGUUAUUUUGUUCUUAUUAUUGAUAUGAUUUACACACAAAGAUUUUCAUAUUUGAUAUCACUUAUCAGAUUGUAGAGUACAGCUCAAAACUGAAAAAUAUUCAAGUUGUUCCAUCAUAUAUAUAGAUGUAAAUAAUAAAGAUAAUGUGUAUGAUA
Messenger RNA from Lytechinus pictus (painted urchin), 3190 nucleotides. RefSeq names its product trafficking protein particle complex subunit 1-like. Bases 134 to 571 code for a protein of 145 amino acids. Gene Ontology annotation, biological process: endoplasmic reticulum to Golgi vesicle-mediated transport. The record is from RefSeq and is a predicted model, not a curated record. Lineage: Eukaryota; Metazoa; Echinodermata; Echinoidea; Temnopleuroida; Toxopneustidae. Gene Ontology annotation, cellular component: TRAPP complex. The transcript is spliced from 5 exons.